AUGACUUCACACGAGGGCGAAGUGCCUCACCGCACUCUUUCGAGAAUCCCAACAUACGGCAACAAUCCAGGGGAAAUAGAUCCAACGGAUCUGCCCCUUGGCCAAGUCAAUGAUGAUGCCAAUCUCGAAGAGUACAUUGUGGAAACGAGGACGGGAAACAUCAUAAAAAGCGUGAAAUCCAAUGUGACCGAUAAGAUGGAAGAUUGGAAGCUGGUUACCUUUCGCAUCGACGACCCUGAGAACCCGAAAAACUGGUCCAAAGCAAGGAAGUGGUAUUACACAAUGGUUGUCGCCUGGACAUGCUUUGUUGUGGCCUUUGCCAGUGCUGUCGUUACUGCUGGCCUAGAAGGCCCUUCUAAGGAUUUCCACGUAUCGGAAGAAGUUUCACUCCUGACAGUCACUGUAUUCGUCAUUGGCUUUGGUGUUGGUCCAAUGGUGUUCGCUCCCUUAUCCGAAAUGAUUGGACGACGACCAGUCUACGCCAUAACCCUGUUUAUCGCGGUGAUUUUUGAAAUUCCGUGUGCUGUGGCACCUAAUAUCGGUACAUUGAUUGUCUGUCGUGCUAUUGAUGGAAUAGCUUUCAGCGCGCCCAUGACUUUAGUUGGAGGAACAUUGGCCGAUCUGUGGAAGAAUGAAGAGCGUGGUGUUCCAAUGGCAGCUUUCAGCGCAGCGCCUUUUAUUGGGCCAGCAAUUGGGCCCUUGGCAGGCGGGUUUCUCUUCGAUGCUGCGGGCUGGAGAUGGCUCUAUUGGAUUCAACUGAUCCUCUCCGGUAUUGCCUGGGCUAUGAUCACUUUCACUGUGCCAGAAACCUACACUCCAGUGUUGUUGAAAGCGCGCGCGAAGAAGUUACGCAAAUCCGAGGAUGAUCCAAAAUACGUGACAGAACAAGAGCUGGAUCCUCGAUCAACAGGGGAAAAGCUCCGAAUUUUCAUGCUCCGUCCAUUCCAGCUACUGUUCAUGGAGCCUAUUGUUUUGUUCAUUUCCAUAUACAUGUCUGUUCUUUAUGGACUUUUGUACAUGUUUUUCAUCGCAUACCCAGUCGUUUACCAGAGGGGAAAAGGGUACAGUCCCGGAAUUACUGGCCUCAUGUUCAUUCCUCUAGCCUUGGGAGUUGUUGCUAGUGCUUUCUGCGCUCCUUUGGUGAAUAAGCACUACAUAGGCCUUUGCCAAAAACACAAUGGCAAGCCACCAGCAGAGGCACGCCUGAUUCCAAUGAUGUUUUCUUGCUGGCUGAUUCCUGUUGGCCUGUUUAUCUUUGCAUGGACCUCGUACCCCCGUCUCCAUUGGAUUGGACCGGCUAUUGGAGGAUUCCCUGUCGGCUUUGGCUUCAUUUUCUUGUACAACUCUGCAAACAAUUAUCUCGUGGAUACGUACCAGCACCAAGCCGCAUCAGCUCUCGCAGCCAAAACAUUCUUGCGAUCGAUGUGGGGAGCAGGAUGCGUCCUUUUCACAAUCCAAAUGUAUAACAGAUUGGGCUACCAGUGGGCCAGCUCGCUUCUCGGCUUCCUUGCUCUCGCCUGCUGUGCUAUUCCUUAUGUGUUUUACUUUUACGGCGAGCGAAUUCGUCGACACUCGCACUUUGCUUAUUGUGAAGACGAGGAGACAAAAGCAGUGCCGCCCGAGGAAUGA
Talaromyces rugulosus is the source of this 1629-nucleotide messenger RNA. RefSeq lists its product as uncharacterized. Gene Ontology annotation, biological process: transmembrane transport. The record is from RefSeq and is a predicted model, not a curated record. Gene Ontology annotation, molecular function: transmembrane transporter activity. Lineage: Eukaryota; Fungi; Ascomycota; Eurotiomycetes; Eurotiales; Trichocomaceae. The transcript has 4 exons. Bases 1 to 1629 code for a protein of 542 amino acids.